Messenger RNA from Aureobasidium subglaciale EXF-2481, 1950 nucleotides. RefSeq lists its product as uncharacterized. Bases 1 to 1950 code for a protein of 649 amino acids. Lineage: Eukaryota; Fungi; Ascomycota; Dothideomycetes; Dothideales; Saccotheciaceae. The transcript has 2 exons. The record is from RefSeq and is a predicted model, not a curated record.
AUGGGUUUCUUAGAAAGAUCGCGGUCCCUACGCCGUAAAGAGACACCAUUCAUGCGCCAGAAACAGAACGAGACGUUACAGCAAUCGAAAGACGUCGAGGUGGAGAAGGAUGUGCAGCGCGACAUCAGAAGUGCCCACAGCAACAAAAACUCAACAUGGAAAGAAUCACGGGCAUCGGGAUCAUCACGACCUCCAACUUCUAGCAGAGCUCAUACACAGGAGGCGUACCCAGAGAUGCCACCGCCAACCUCAACACGAAACUUUCCAGAUCCCAGCAGCUUCAAGUUACCCAGUGGACCAUCAAGAAGAAUGUCGAUGACUCCAUCGCCACGAACGACUACGAAUAAAUUGACUCUUCAUGCUAAUCAUUCCACACCCGGUGUUGCGUAUGAAAGUCCGCGGAGUUUCAAGCGGUCCAUGACUACUCCGAUCAGCCCACUCCCUAUGGCAGCCAAGAAGGAGGACAAAACAGCCGAAGCAGUCUCUCAAGCUAAGAACGAGAUAGCAUCUCCUGCUCCUCGUAAGGAACCUCACUUGCGUAAAUCAAAAUCUGGAACAUGGAGAUCUUUCUUCUCCAGAAAGCAAUCCAAACCACCACUUCCAGACUUCAACCCCGCGGAUAUCGCACCACCUCCGGCACUUCCCAAAGUGCUCUCGAAGAAGUCGGCGACUUCGUCAAAAGACGCUCUACCAACACCUCCUGUCAAAGACGGCAAGAAGCUUGACCGAAACUCGAUUUCUGUAGACAAGACACGGGGUAUGCAGAGCCAAACCAGUACUCGAGCACAAUUCACCAAGAGCAUGGGCGAUCCGUCAGCACUACCCCAAUUGAAAAUGGCGAAUCUAUCGGUACUGGAACCAUCGUCACGAUCAUAUGCACGAAGCCCUAGUGCAGAGUCAGCAAUUUCACAGUACUUUGACGCCGCAUCGUACAAUAGCGGCUCCUCUUUACCUGUGACCCCUCUUGAGGCGCCGACUCAGCGAAGACUCAACGUCAACAUACCUGCUGUUGAGAUGGAACGCUACAGCGUCAUGUUCGAGAAACUUCUCAAACCGCAGACAUCACUCAUGGAAAGGCGGCAGACGAUGGUCAAGCAAUUGGACCUUCCAGAUCAACCAUCAGGAAGACUUGCUCCCGAAUCUCCUGCCUUGCAACGUCGCGCGACAUCUCCUAAUCUCAGCUGUCGCACACCAGUCACUGCUGAAAUGAUUGGAGGCGAGUCCCAGGUCGCCACGCCAGUGCCAAUCUACCGUACCGCGGACGCACCGCGCCUUUUGCGAUCGCAGACCGCACCAUCAGGAGCACCGAUGGCCUCACGCCACGGCUAUGAACAGCAAAACCAGGCUCUCAGCACUACCAACAAUUCUUCUGCAUGCUCUACCAGUUCACGAAUGUGGAGUGAUGCAUCCCAACCACAAACGCCAACUUCCGAUACGGAAUCCUUUAUCAGUUUUGAUGUUAAUGAUGAUGAAGAUGACAGUGGUGAUGAAGAUGACCACGAUGAUACUACAAUUUAUAUCCACGAUGCCGUGGCAAUGCAGGCAACUCCUUUGUUCAAGGACCCUCACUGGAGAAACGACACACCUGUCAUGUCUGCUCCACCAAUCCCACCAAAGGCACUGGGUCGUCGAAGCCCACCUGCUUACGAGCCAGAGCAAAAGGAAACCAUGAUUGCUCGACCUCAUCCUCCACGUACCAGCUCCCUUGAUGACAAUGCUGCGAAACGCAAGACUGUCAUCGGUCCUCAGAUCGGCAUUGCGAGAAAGAUUUCUGUGGUGCGCAGGGGCACUCCCGGUGGCCUGACUGUACCCUCUCCUGCAAAGGCGAGGUCCCCGGCUGCUCUCGACCCAACUGCGCCAAUGCCAGUAUUCAGCAAGCAACCAUUGCGUCCUAAGCUUGUGGAUGUACGAAACCGCAAGAGUACUCUGGUCGUACUUGACGAAGCCUAG